AUGGAUGUGACGGCGAUCGGCCAGUACGACCCGGCGAUCAACCCCGACGACUUCAUCGUGGCUCCCCUGGAUUCCGCCGAACUCGUGGCACGGGUCGGCCAGAUUGUGUACCGGCGCGAUGGACGCGGCGGGGAGCAGCGGAUCCGGGUGGGGGAACUGACCAUCGACCUGCAGAGCUACGAGGUAGCGAUGGCCGGGCGGCGGAUUUCGCUGACCUACAAGGAGUUUCAGCUGCUCACCCUGUUGGCGUCCAACCCGGGCCGCGUGUACACGCGGGAGGCGUUGCUGAACCAGAUCUGGGGAUACGACUACCUGGGCGGAACGCGCACGGUGGACGUGCAUAUCCGGCGGCUGCGCUCCAAGGUGGAGGACCCGGACCACCUGUUCGUGGAAACCAUCUGGAACGUCGGAUACCGUUUCCGCGACAUCGCCUCCCAGGGCUGA
This is a messenger RNA of Geodia barretti, 444 nucleotides long. NCBI's taxonomy places the organism in Eukaryota, Metazoa, Porifera, Demospongiae, Tetractinellida, Geodiidae. The record is from the annotation of a GenBank genome assembly.